This is a messenger RNA of Eimeria necatrix, 642 nucleotides long. RefSeq lists its product as hypothetical. The record is from RefSeq and is a predicted model, not a curated record. Lineage: Eukaryota; Apicomplexa; Conoidasida; Eucoccidiorida; Eimeriidae. The transcript is spliced from 5 exons. The coding region runs from base 1 to 642 and encodes 213 amino acids.
AUGGAGUCAACAAUUGAGGAUGGGACGCCCCAAGGGCGAGUCCGUGAAGGGAAUCCGCUGUUAUCUUCCCGUAAAAAGGCGAAGAGUGCCGUGUUGCUUUCUAUCCAAAGCGACAUAGGCAAGGGCAUCAUAUAUAACAUCCGCUUGUCAAGGUGGUAUCUUGCUUACUGCUCGCUCAUGGCCGUCGCGACACUGUCCCUUGUCAUUUUCAUGAUCAUAGAUGUGCACUUUCGUAAGAACCCAGUACCUGUGUGGGUGUGCGCUUUGGAUGGCUUUAUAACCUUCGCUGUUUGCUUCGAGACAAUAGUGGACAUGAUCCUCCUCGGCAAGCCGUUCUGGACUAGCGGGUGGCACGUGUUUGACUUUGCAGUUUCCGUCGUUUGUUUUAUCAGCUGGUUGCUUCUCCUCUUGGAGGUGGUUGGAGUUGUUGAGUCUCUGGACGAGUUUGUGACCGUCAUUCUCCUCACCAUAAGAUACGCUGCACAGUUUGUUCGAAUCGUGCGGUACAUUCGGACAGGAGCCGAGGCACAGGAUUCGUUGAGUGCGAUGGAAGAGCACGUCAUUCGCUUCGACAGACCGGCAAGCAGAGCUGACCCAUCUCUCUCCACUGCAAUCCCAGCAGCAGGAGACAUUGACUUCUAA